Messenger RNA from Misgurnus anguillicaudatus (oriental weatherfish), 3328 nucleotides. The record is from RefSeq and is a predicted model, not a curated record. Lineage: Eukaryota; Metazoa; Chordata; Actinopteri; Cypriniformes; Cobitidae.
UCCAUUCAGAGUCUGUGGAGGUGAUCAGAUUCAUCAGUGGAGAUUAGACUGAAUGAUUCAUGGAUGAUUCACAGACAUUCAGAGAUGGAGAUGAUUCUCCAGGAGUCAGAUCAGUCCAUCAGAAGAGAUUGGACUCACCUGAGAUGAGCUGUGUGUCCAUAAAGAGUGACACAUCUAUGAUGGAUCCAACAAAUUUUAAAGAUGAAGACACAUUGCCUGAUCAGAGAUCAGUCCAUCAAAAGAGAUUAGAGUUACCUGAGAUCAGCUGUGUGUCCAUGAAGAGUGACAGGUCUAUGACUGAUCCAACAAAUUUUAAAGGUGAAGAUACAUCGCCUGAUCAGAGGUCAAUAAAGUUGUCUGGAUCAGACUCAACAGAUCAGACCAGAGUGUCUGUUAGUGAUCAGACUAUCAAUGUUCAACAGUCCGAUGAAAGAGACUCUCAUAGUUUCAGUUAUCAUCAGAUUACCGAAGUUCAAAGCACAUUCAGACAACAUCUGAGGAAGAAGUUUGAGUGUUUGUAUGAUGUAACAUCAAAUAAGAGAAACCCAACACUACUGAAUGAGAUCUACACAGAGCUCUACAUCACAGAGAGUGAAAGUGGAGAGAUCAGUAAUGAACAUGAGGUGAGACAGAUUGAGACACAAUCCAGAAGAACAACAACAGAGGAGACACCAAUCAAAUGUAAGGACAUCUUUAAACCUUUACCUGAACAAGACAAACACAUCAGAAGUGUGCUGACAAAGGGAGUCGCUGGCAUUGGAAAAACAGUCUCUGUACAGAAGUUCAUUCUGGACUGGGCUGAAGAGAAAGAGAAUCAGGACGUCCACCUCAUAUUUCCACUUCCUUUCAGAGAAAUUAAUCUGAUGAAAGACAAACAACUCAGUCUUUUAGAUCUUCUUCAUCUUUUCUUCCCAGAAACAAAAGAAAUGGAAAUUUUCAGUGAUGAAUAUAAAGUGUUGUUCAUCUUUGAUGGUUUGGAUGAGUGUCGUCUGUCUCUGGAUUUUCACAGCAGUGUGAGGUUGUGUGAUGUAAGUGAAUCAACCUCAGUGGACGUGAUGCUGACAAACCUCAUCAAGGGGAAUCUGUUUCCAUCUGCUCUCAUCUGGAUCACCUCCAGACCAGCAGCAGCUGAUCUCAUCCCAUCUGAGUGUGUUGAUCGAGUCACAGAGGUACGAGGCUUCAAUGAUCCACAGAAGGAGGAAUACUUCAGGAAGAGAAUCAGUGAUGAGAGUCUGUCUGAUCAAAUCAUCUCACACCUGAAGUCAUCCAGGAGUCUCUACAUCAUGUGUCACAUCCCAGUCUUCUGCUGGAUUUCAGUCACUGUUCUAGAGAGAAUGUUGAGUGAAGCAGAGAGUCAAGAGAUCCCCAAGACUCUCACUCAGAUGUACACACACUUCUUGAUCAUUCAGACAAACAUCAAACAUCAGAAGGACUAUGAGAAGAAAGUGAAGGAAGAUGAAGACAUGAUCUUCAAACUGGGAAAACUGGCUUUUGAGCAGCUUGUGAAAGGCAAUCUGAUCUUCUAUGAUGAAGACCUGAGAGAUUGUGGCAUUGAUGUAGCAGAAGCAUCAGUUUACUCAGGAUUGUGUACUCAGAUCUUCAGAGAGGAGUUUGGUUUGUAUCAGAGGAAAGUUUACUGCUUUGUUCAUCUCAGCAUUCAGGAACAUCUAGCAGCUUUUUAUGCUCACCUCACCUUUAUAAACAACAACAGAAAUGUGUUUAAUCAAAACCCAGCACCUGAUCAGUUUAACAAAGUGUUGGACAUAAAGAAACAUAAAUCAUCAGAACACAUUUUAUUAUCCAGGUUCCAUUACAGAGCUGUAGAUGAAGCUUUAAAGAGUAAGAAUGGACAUCUGGAUCUUUUCCUGCGUUUUCUUCUGGGUCUUUCACUGAAGUCCAAUCAGAUUCUCUUACAGGAUCUACUGACACAGAUGGGAAGAUUCUCUUACAACAAAGAGGAAACUGUUGAGUACAUUAAACAGAAGUUCAAUGAGAAUCUGUCUACAGAUAAAUCAAUCAAUCUGAUUCACUGUCUGAAUGAACUGGGUGAUGAUUCACUGGUGAAGGAGAUUCAAGAUUAUGUAAAAUCAAGUUCAGUAGGAAAGUUCAGUCUCUCCUCUUCACAGUGGGCAGCUUUAGUUUUUGUAUUGUUGAUGUCUGAACAGCAUUUGGAUGAACUUAAUCUAAAUAAAUUUACUGGAGAUGCAAAUAAAGCAGAUGAAGUUCUUGUGAGACUACAGCCUGUCAUCAAAGAGUCCAAAAAAGUUCAAUCUUGUUUUUCAUUUUUCUUUCUACACUUGUGUAAUUGUUCCAUCACAGAUAAAGGUUGUGCUGCUUUGAAUUCAGCUCUGAGAUCAAACCCAUCACACCUGAGAGAUCUGAACCUGAGCUGGAAUGAUCUAAGAGAUUUAGGAGUGAAACUGAUCUCUCUUGGACUGGGGAAUCCUCACUGUAAACUGGAGAUACUAAAGUUGGAUCAUUGUUAUUUCACAAUUGAGGGUUGUGUUGCUCUGACUUCAGCUCUGACAUCAAACCCAUCACACUUGAGACAUCUAGAUCUGUCUUAUAAUAAUAUAAAAGAUUCAGGAGUAAAGCUGCUCUCUACUUUUCUGGAGGAUCCUAACUGUAAACUGAAGACACUUGAGUUGAUUUAUUGUGGUGUCACAUAUGAAGGUUGUGCUGAUCUCACAAAAGCUCUGAAAUUAAACCCAUCACACCUGACAGAACUGAAUCUGUCCUGGAAUAAUCUUGGAGAUUCAGGGGUGAAGUUGAUCUCUGUUGGACUGGAGGGCCCUCACUAUAAACUGGAGAAACUGAAGUUGGAGCAUUGUUAUAUCACAGAUGAAGGUUGUGACGCUCUUAGUUUUGCUCUGAUACCAAACCCAUCAUAUCUGAGACAUCUGAAUCUGUCUUAUAAUAAUCUUGGAGAUUCAGGAGUAAAGCGACUCUCUGCUCGACUGAAGAAUCCUGACUGUAAACUGAAGACAAUUGACAUGAAGUUCUGUGAUAUCACAUCUGAAGGUUGUGUUGAUCUGAGUUCAGCUCUGAGAUCAAACCCAUCACACCUGACAGAACUGAAUCUGUCAUAUAAUAAUCUUGGAGAUUCAGGAGUGAAGCUGAUCUCUGAUGUACUGAAGAAUCCUGACUGUAAACUUAAAAAACUGGACUUGAGUUAUUGUGGUAUCACAGCUGAAGGUUUUGCUGCUCUGGAUUCAGCUAAGAGAUCAAACCCAUCAUUACAACAGACAAUUCUGGACCUCUCUGGAAAUAAUAUGAAAUAUUGUAAACCUAAAGUUGAUCCUUAUUAGACCAUUACUGCAGUAUCAAA